Pezoporus occidentalis (night parrot) is the source of this 837-nucleotide messenger RNA. Its product is annotated as sperm-associated antigen 4 protein-like. The transcript has 7 exons. NCBI's taxonomy places the organism in Eukaryota, Metazoa, Chordata, Aves, Psittaciformes, Psittacidae. The record is from RefSeq and is a predicted model, not a curated record. Gene Ontology annotation, molecular function: protein-membrane adaptor activity. The annotation marks the transcript as partial. Gene Ontology annotation, cellular component: nuclear envelope; meiotic nuclear membrane microtubule tethering complex.
GACUUCAAGCAGAAGGUGCCUCAGGUGUAUGCUGCUAGGGGAAGAGUACUGAAGAUUGUGAGAGAGGUCCUCAAAGACCAUGCUGUCCAAGAGGAGCAAAUAGAGGAAAUUCUGCAGUUGACAGAGGUGGCAAUUAAGAAGGUGCUUGAGAACUAUGUCCCGAUGCCUGACUGGGCUCUGGAAGCCAUAGGUGCCAGCAUCGAUGAGGAGAGGACAUCCAAGAGUUACGGUGGGGAAGGCAUGAUGACCUGGCUGCUUUCUCGAUUCACCUUCUUAUUUGCAAACCCUCCAGUGACAAUCUUGCAGCCCAGUGUUACCCCUGGCAACUGCUGGCCUUUCCAUGGAUCUCAGGGCCAUGUGGUCAUCCGGCUGCCUGUGCACAUCUGGCCAACAGCUUUCACCGUCUGGCACAUCUCCGAGGCAGUGUCUCCCUCUGGGGAAGUCAGCAGCGCCCCCAGAGAGUUUACUGUCUUUGGAGUGGAUGAGGCAAUGGCAGAAACUCUCUUGGGAACAUUUACCUACGACGUGCACAAGGGGAUCGCUCAGACGUUCCAUGUGCAGAAGGAGCUUCCCGGGACCUUUCGUUACAUCAAAUUCCAGGUGCAGAGCAACUGGGGAAAUCCAGAGUACACGUGUGUGUACCGAGUACAGGGUCCAAAACUCAAUGCUAUCAGGACUGCUAUAACCGGCCCUAUCAGGGUAGAUAUUAAGGAGGCAAGCCACGGUGAAUCGGUGAACCAGGAUGUGAACCAAUUCUGUUCCGCCUCUCGUUCCCUUUUUCGUUUUUCUAGUCUCUCCCGUAGUUUGGCCAUAGUAUCUCUCACUAUGCCAGUGUGA